This is a messenger RNA of Seminavis robusta, 1150 nucleotides long. The record is from the annotation of a GenBank genome assembly. Lineage: Eukaryota; Bacillariophyta; Bacillariophyceae; Naviculales; Naviculaceae.
CACUUUGCUGUUGUCCCAAGAUCCGAUCUGGUCCAUCGCCUCGAAUGAGGGUCAUCAGUUACGAGUUCCCACUACUAUCAAUCAGUCCAGAGAAGACAAUAGAAAGGGAGGCCAUCGACAACAGCAACAACUGCAGUGGUGACGGCUCAGUCUCGUCCCUUUACUGGUACCACUAGCAUAGUAGUAGCUAGCAAAGGUCAAGGUCUACAACCAAACAAACAAGUCCGUGGGGAGCCAAACCAAACGUCAUAAGAGGGAGCCGCUCUGCUGCGAGCAAUGGACCUAGUGAGCUGAUUGAUUGAUUGAUUCAUUGUAUUUUUGCCAAGUCAGCAUGCCCCGAGCGAUCAUCAAUGGUGGUCCAGCCUCUUCGACUACUUCACUGAAAAGCGCCAUGAAGUCGUCGUCUUCGGCGGAAGAGUCCGUGACGGCGGUCCAACUGCGCGGCAAAGUCAAGGGCCUGGAAGCCAACGUGUCGGCACUCGAAGAGCAAUUGGUUCAAAAGGAAGAACGAAUCAAGCAAUUGGAAGCUGGGCUGCAGGAGAACUUGGCCAUGUUGGCCGAUUUGGAGCAUAUGGAUCAAACACGAAGUAUCAAGAGUCGCGAUGCCAAGAAGGAACGAAAGAAAGAAAAAAAGAAGGAAGAAUUGGUCGUGAUGCAGAGCAAACUCAAGGAAGAAACACUGGAAAAGGAACAGCUCGCCAUGCAAUUGGAAUUGGCUCAAAAACGAACCGAAGAUUUAGAGCAGCAUGUUCAGUUGCAGUUGCAAUUCUUGCAGGCAGUGGGACCCAAAGAUGGUCAACAAGCACAAGCUUUAGUAGGAGAACAGAAAGAUGCAGCACCAAUUCCAGGAAAUCUAGGUGGUUUUGUACGAGAAAUGGAAAUCGUGUCCAACUUGUUGCAGGAAAAAAUCGCGGCUGUCAAAGGAGGAAAGGAAACUCGAAAUGGAGAUAGUGGUAGAGCAGCCGCCGCCGUGGCCGUCACGGCUGGGACGGCAGCCGCUGUGGCUACAAAUAAUAAGGCGGCUUCACAUCCCAAACAAGAACCGGAACCUACCAUGCAAAAUUCAGCAUCGGUGGCUGCCGUGGAAAAACCCUCAGAUGAUGGUGGCGGCAUGUCGACCGGUGCAGCCGUAGCGGUGGGGGCUUUGUGA